AUGCUGGUGAGAUGCAAGAACCGGGGUCCCACCUCCCGCCUUGGGCCUCCCUGCAGGCGUGACCUCAGCCCGUCUCCCCUGCAGAGUCCGGCUGCCUCCCUCGACCCAGAACCUCUGAGUGCCGCGGUCCCAGACGUCGUCCCCGCGGGCACGAGCGCUUCCCUAGGACGCCCGGAGAAGCCUCCGGGGUCGUGCGCGCCUCCGGGGCUGGAGGAGGCGCUCGGCGCCCUGGGGCUGCAGGGAGAACGCGAGUACGCGGGGGACAUCUUCGCCGAGGUCUUGGUGUGCCGUGCGCCGCCCCGGAGGGCCCUGCCCCGCACCGUGACCCCGGAGAUGCGCGCGCUAGUGGUGGAUUGGCUGGUUCAGGUGCACGAGUACCUGGGCCUGGCAGGGGACACGCUCUACCUGGCCGUGCACCUGCUCGAUUCCUACCUGCGCUCGGGCCGAGUGCGCCUACGUCACCUGCAGCUGCUGGGCGUGGCCUGCCUGUUCGUGGCGUGCAAAGUGGAAGAGUGCGUGCUUCCCGAGCCCGCCUCCCUUUGCCUCUUGGGCGCUGGCUCCUUCUCACAGGCCGAGCUUCUGCGCGCGGAGCGCCGUGUCCUGAGUCGCUUGGAUUUCCGGCUGCACCACCCAGGUCCGCUCCUCUGCCUUGGGCUACUCGCUGCUCUGGCCAGGAGCAGUCCCCAGGUGAUGCUACUUGCUACUUACUUCCUGGAGCUGUCUCUGCUGGAGGCCGAGGCCGCUGGCUGGGAGCCUGGUCGCCUUGCAGCUGCAGCGCUGAGCCUGGCGCACCGCGUGCUCGACGGGUCGGGCUCUGGGCUGGAGCCGGCAUUUUACAGCCCCGCGGAACUGGGCAGUCUCGAGCCGUGCAUGGCCCGCGCCGCGCUCCGAGGCCCUGCACCCGGCCGCGCCGCGAUCUUCCUCAAGUAUGCGCGGCCCCAGCGCCAUGGCACCAGCCUCGCCGCCGCCCGUCUGCUCCGCCGCCCCCAGCCGGGGCCGCCCUGA
Molecule: messenger RNA, 1005 nt
Organism: Pteropus alecto (black flying fox)
Lineage: Eukaryota; Metazoa; Chordata; Mammalia; Chiroptera; Pteropodidae
Gene: CCNP
Product: cyclin N-terminal domain containing 2
Biological process (GO): regulation of cyclin-dependent protein serine/threonine kinase activity; mitotic cell cycle phase transition
Cellular component (GO): nucleus; centrosome; cytoplasm
Molecular function (GO): cyclin-dependent protein serine/threonine kinase regulator activity
Source: RefSeq, a predicted model, not a curated record